CGCGGGUGUGUGUCAGUCAGCUGAUGUAAGAGGAGGGCAGGUUCAACAUGCCCGACGGUGAGAGAGUCAGCAGGCGCAGCUAAGUGGGAGAAACAAAACCACAGCAACGACAACAAGUCUGCGAGCGAAACACCGCGAAGACACGGGAUCCGGAGAGGACAGCGGACACACACACAGAAAGAAGAGCUCUGCAGUGACCUGCUGGCUGAUCUGCUUGUUGGCGCCGAGUCGUAACUGAGAACACCGGGAUGGGACGGAUCUUUCUGGACCACAUUGGCGGGACACGCCUCUUCUCUUGCGCCAACUGCGACACCAUCCUGACUAACCGCUCCGAGCUCAUAUCCACACGCUUCACCGGGGCCACGGGACGCGCCUUCCUCUUCAACAAGGUCGUGAACCUGCAAUACAGCGAAGUGCAGGAUCGCGUGAUGCUCACCGGCAGACACAUGGUGCGCGAUGUCAGCUGUAAGAACUGCAACAGCAAACUAGGCUGGAUCUACGAAUUUGCCACAGAGGACAGCCAGCGCUACAAGGAGGGCCGCGUCAUCCUUGAGAGGGCGCUGGUGAGGGAGAGCGAAGGCUUUGAGGAGCAUGUCCCCUCUGACAACUCCUGAUGCCCCAACCGUGGCUCUCCCUGCCCCCUCCUGCCUGCACACGUUGCUGCUUCUCCAUUGACAGUUGUCAUUUCCAGCAUCUGUCCUCUGGUCCAGACACAUCUCAGUGCCUCGUCUCUGUGUCCCACCAGCACUAAUACUGUGGUGUUGUCAUACUGAGAGCGAUUUUCUCUUGGAUCUGGCCUGCUAACACAGCUACCUGCCAUUCAUAUGUGAGAAAGGGGGUCAGGUGUGGGAGACAGCAGUGCGAUCACAUUCUUCCUUGGAGAUUGCCAUGUGGAAACGCAGGCUUCAUGCCUUCUGCAAGAUGAAUUGGCAUCCACCUAAAGUCUUGUGACAUCAACAUUCUUCGACGCUGUAGCUUUGAGCACCACGUCUCUAAAACCAGAGCUGCUGCAGUCCGUGGAACAGAAUAAAGUGCUUAUUUCACAGUGCUGCAAGUUUCUCGGAGUGGAUAUGUAAACGUUAUGGUAAUGUGUAUCGUGACUUAUGGAGAGCGAGCAAAGCCUUGUAGUUUUGGUUCUGACCAGUUCAGCCCCUAGUAAGUGCUUUCAGACAUUGCAUGUGUGUGCAACUGCAUGCAUGUACAUCUUGUCUUAUGUGGUGCUGUGCUAAGAGGGAGUCCUUGUGUUUUUAAUGUAGCGCAUUCUAAUCCUCUUCCUGUCCACCUGGUUAGUAUUUAAUGGGGUACAUCUGUCCUGGGAGGGAGUUCAGUGGUCAUCUUGAGUACCAAUCACUCUGAUCAUCUUGUCCGGCCCAUUUUCAUUUGACGGAAACAGCCAUCAUUUGUGUGUUGUUACUUUAAAUCUCCUCAGAUUUUAUGUUAAUGAAUAAGGGUUGAUAUUUUUAGUCAUAAAGUGAAUAGUGAAGGUUUUUCUUUUCUGGGUUUCUGUUGUAGUGACACUUUCUAAAUAAAAUAACCAUGUUAAAUGUG
Messenger RNA from Scleropages formosus (Asian bonytongue), 1548 nucleotides. Its product is annotated as protein yippee-like 5. The record is from RefSeq and is a predicted model, not a curated record. Bases 249 to 614 code for a protein of 121 amino acids. The transcript is spliced from 3 exons. NCBI's taxonomy places the organism in Eukaryota, Metazoa, Chordata, Actinopteri, Osteoglossiformes, Osteoglossidae.